AUGGCCAACGCCGAGCAGCAAAAUGAGCCGCCCCUUUCGGCCAAGGACUUCAAGAUCUACAAUCGAGCAGCAGAGCAAAUGGAGUACUAUCAUGGACUCCUCCGCCUAUCAUGGAACAUGCUCUGGGAGGCCUCAACCAGCGGCCGACUACCCCCAUAUAUGAAAAUGCGGCAAUUCAUCACCGAGGGGCUGCGCUUUGCUCAGCAUCUUGAGAUUCAUCAUAGUAUUGAAGAAAAUCAUGUCUUCCCUCAUUUGGCGAAAAAGAUGCCCGAGUUUCGCACGGGGCGUGGUCGCCAAGCUGCUGAACUCUUGCGGCAGCAUCGGCAAAUUCAUAAGGGGCUGGAAGAGUUUCAGAAGUAUUUAGAAGAAUGUCAGGAGGGAAAGCAAGAGUUAGAAUUUGAUGUUUUACGGGGAAAGAUGGAGGGCUGGAGAGAGGUUCUUUGGACGCAUUUGGACCAGGAGGUCAAGACCUUGGGAGCCGAGAAUAUGAGACGGUACUGGACGAAGGAGGAAAUGCCGCGGAUACCCAUAUACAACGAUAUGAUGAAUAUAGAAACCUUGGGCGACUCAGCUGUUGUCGCUGUGCACCUUAGGAUUCUAAUGGAAGGCUGGAUGCGCAACUUAACAGUAGGGAUCUACAGGCUAAGCAUUCCAGAGAAUGAAGAGCCUUUCAGUCACAGCCAGUUUGGAAUCCUCGCCUGA
Aspergillus niger is the source of this 702-nucleotide messenger RNA. RefSeq lists its product as uncharacterized. The coding region runs from base 1 to 702 and encodes 233 amino acids. The transcript has 3 exons. The record is from RefSeq and is a predicted model, not a curated record. Lineage: Eukaryota; Fungi; Ascomycota; Eurotiomycetes; Eurotiales; Aspergillaceae.